Effrenium voratum is the source of this 3082-nucleotide messenger RNA. NCBI's taxonomy places the organism in Eukaryota, Dinophyceae, Suessiales, Symbiodiniaceae. The record is from the annotation of a GenBank genome assembly.
AACUUAUUCCGAGCCGCGAGCCUUGCGGGAUGCCGUUUUGCCAUGGCGCGAAAUGGCAGGACACGCUGAGAUACCCAGGGUGGCCUGGUCCUUUUGGGACAAGGGCCUCAGGGACCUCAGCGAGUUCCGGCUUUUGUGCAUUGAGACAUGGAGGUCCAUGAACCCUGGCUGGGUGAUUCAGGUGCUGGAUGCGAGGUCUGUCUGGGACUUCCUGCAGCCAAGUGACCUGCCGAAGCAGUGGGAGGACAUGUACGUCGCGUUUCAAUCCGAUGCUGUGCGGCUUGCUCUGUUACAGAGGUACGGAGGGCUGUGGAUCGACCCAGCCACGAUCUGCCUUCGACCCUUUGAGACCUGGAUCUGUGGACGGGAAGGACUGGCCGCGUUCUACUUCUCUUCCUGGGGCACGGAGAUGGGCAAGAGUGCGGAGUAUGUGGAGAACUGGGUGCUGGCCUGCCGUCGAGGGCAUCCCAUGAUUGCGCGGUGGAAGGAGCUGUUCAACGGCUAUUGGGACAGCAUCCGGGCUCGGAAGGGCAGCCUGGAUCCCUUGUUCCUGCCGGACCAUCCCAUGUUCUGCAAGGUGGACUUGUCCCACAUGCAGCGCUUCGGCCACGACAUGCGGUCCUACCUUGUGAUGCACUCAUGCUUCAAGAAGAUGAUUGAUGAGGAGCCAGAAAUGAGGCGCGUGUGGCAGGAGGAGAUGGUGCUGCUUCGCGCAGAUGAGCAUGCCUUAUGGCAUAUGGAUGAGCCUGAUGUGUGCUGGCAGCCGGAAGCAGCACUCAGGAAGUGGCUUGGUAAAGGAAAUGCUGCAUGGGAAGAUCACGUCAUCAAGCACUGCCCAGUACUGAAGUUCACCCGGACCUUCGCCCAACUCUUGGACCGCGAGCCGCGCCAGAGGUUCCUGAUGCCAAUCCCCGGAAGACCGGGCGAGUACCAGGCCUGCUGCCUGCUGGGCGCCGCCUUUUGUGCGGCUCUGGCUUUCGAGCCCGUGGAGCAUAUGCCAUCCAUCCUGCAGCGGCAGGAGGCAGGAGAUGAAUUGUCUGAGAGCUGUGUGCUGGACGUGCGGAAUGGGUAUGGCCGACGGAUGGCCCAGGGCACAGGCGCCGAAUUUUCCGCGAAGGCCAUUGGGCCGCAAGACAGGAACCAGAAAGGGGUUUCGGGCAACCGCCGGAACACCAACAGGCCAUCGAUCAGGCUGGCAGCCGGGUGCCCAGAGGCUGCAGCUGUGCGGGAGAUGACAAUGCCUCUCAGCGGACUUCUGCCUUGCGCUUCCCUGCUUCUCAUCUGGCCGUAUCCAACCUGUGACCAGCCACUGGGCACCUUCCAGAGGUUUAUGCUAAGCUUCAGCUGUUACCCGCAGAACUCUCCUCCGGGCAUGAGCCACGGUGCCCUUGGUUCGGAAUGCCUCACAGCCUUAGCAGCGGAGUUUAUCGAGGAGGUGGCCGCCAGAGACCUCUCCGAAGCGGUGGGGGAGAUCUGUGCGCAGCACCUGCUCAGCAGGGUGCAAAGGGUCUAUUCAGCACUGGGUGGGUAUUCCAAUCAGGAGCUCGCAGACGCUGUCGAAACCUUGGCCAGAGAUUGCGUCACGCUGCCCGAGUGGGUGGAGCGAGACUUCGAGCAGGAGCAGACCUCCGAGGAUUUCUGCUGGGCCUUCGGCCCCGCAGCGGCUGAGGCAGCUGCUGCAGCUGCUGCCGCGGUGGCGGGCCUGGCAGAGCUGCCUGGCAAGCCGGGGAUGCUGGACGACGCCCAGCUCGUGAUGAGCGUGCUGGAGGCUUUCGCUCUGGACUUGGACUGUCUCACAGCCUACAUCUAUGGCGGGUUAUGCCGAACGGACAAAGAAUCUGGAGGCAAUCCCGACGAUUCCUGGGAACGUAUCACACGGUCUUUGCGUGCGAUCACUUGCUGGACGGUAGCGGCACUGGGAAGGACUGCAGGCUACGAGCGCGUCUCCUCGGAGGUGCUGUGGGAGCUGGCCGGCGGUGACACCUUAUGGGCCGCGCUGCUCCUUCGGGGCGCGCUGGACGCUCAGCCGGCGCCGCCGCAGGUCUCGGCGAGCCGAAGAAUUCUGGCGGCGCCCAAGGAGCUGCCUGUCUUGCAGCAGCAUCUUGUGAAAGCCUUCCUGGGCUUGCACACGCCGGAUGUGGCCUUUGAGGUGUCAGAGGAGGAUGUCGCCAUCAGCGAGCGCAGCGUGCAGCUGACCAAGCACAGGCGGCAGCUGGGCGAGGAUGUGGCCCAGGUGAAGCUAUUGCCGCCUUUGCUGCGCAGCAGUGAGGCCUUUGGCCUUCAGCCGGAGCUCGCGGCCUUCUUGGCCGCGGUCUCUGCGAGCUCGGAGGCCCUCCGCGGCAGCCUGCAGCCAUGCGCGGAGCUUUGGCGGCAUCUCUCGCGAGCAGAGGCCGAGUGCCUCCCCAGCUUCCGCACCUUCCUGUGCGACUGCGCGCAGAUUGCGCUGCGGAUGGAGGCGGCUUGUGCGCCCUGCAGUGAGCUGAUCAACAAGCUGCUGCAGCUCUCUGCUGAGCCACCGAGCCUUGCAACUCUGGCGGUCGCCGGCGUAUUGGCCACCAACGCGCAGCUGGCGGUCCAGGACGUCCCGUUGCUGGCCUCUUCCCUCGCGGCCCUCAGCCCGGAGCAACGCGCGGAGACGGCGUCGCUGGCCUCACGCACUGCGAUGCGCAGCGGCAGUUGGCUGAUGAGUUCUGCGACUCCUUCAGCGCCGGAGGCGCCGGCCGAGAAGCCCUUGCCUGAGCCACCCGGGCGCUUGCGGCAGGUGUUGCAGGAUGCUCCAAGACAGCUGCGGUGCGCCAUCGAUGGGCGCCUCACCUUGGACCCCGUGAGGUCGCCCAGUGGCUUCCUCUACGAGCGGGCGGUCUUGGCGGAGCUUCUGGCGCGGAACGGGAACCUCUGCCCCGUCACAGGCGUGGCUCUAGCGCUGAGCAGCUGCCGUCGGGACCCGGAGGCGCGCAAGGAGGCGCUGGCCUGGGUGAGAGCGCAGCAUUCUCGUCCGCGAAGGUUGCAGUGAUUUGCAUUUGCAGCGGCCAAAAAGAGACUCACCGCAGCGAGGGUUUGCAUGAUUUUUGCCGCACGCGAG